AUGGUUGAAACUAAGAUUAUGGCUGACCAGACCUGGGAUGUUCAUACAGCUAGUGAGGACAUGCUCACCGAGCUAUGCCACCAAACUGAGAAGUUGAAUGGCAAAAUUGGCGGGUACAAAGAAGCAAUUCGAGUAGUCAAACUUUCAAACGACAUAGCAGUCAAGGUUGGGCGUGGCGUGACGGCCACUAAGGCUAGAACGCAGGAAUUUGCACAUCAAAAUGUAGAUCCGAGUAUCGUUCACGUUCCUGAAGUCUAUCGCUUCUUCGAACGGGACUAUGAUCCCUGCUGGAGCAGCUCAGUGGGCUACCUAUUCAUGGAGUAUGUGCCAGGCCGGACGCUUGCUGAGAUUGACCUUGAUGUGAGAGACGACAUCGUUCCCCGUAUCUCUCAGAUCAUUGUGCAUCUUGGCCAAAUCGAGGUGCGCAAUGACCUGAAAGACGCAGUCCCCGGGCCCAUAGGUGGUGGAAGUCCUCGAGGCUCUCUUUGGGGUGAAGAUGGCGCAGGAGAAACACUCACGUGUGUGUCAGACUUGAACGCUUGGCUCAACAAACGUCUCUCAUUGCAGAAUGACUCUCCACUUGUUUUAUGCCAUCUUGAUCUAGCCCGGCGGAACAUGAUUCUAAGAGACGACAACACAAUUUCUCUUGCUGACUGGGGUUGUGCGGGACUUUAUCCAAGGUUUUACUAAACUAUAACGAUUCCUUACCUCAUUCCUUGGGAUGCACUAUACCAGAAACCUCUAAUCGAAGCUACAAACACUCUACUAAGUUUGACUGACGAGGAAAAGCUCUUGGCGCGACUGGUCCAGAUUGCCCGCUCUGUCAGUCUGCGAUAUUCCUUCGACAUCGACAAAAGGUCAUUUUGUCUACCAGAGGGAUUUUCUUCAUUGCCCCCUCUACCACCACUAGGUCAAUAAAAUGGCCCAUUUAGGAGUUACUAGGGUAGUUGGGGUUGGAUCGAUCAUUUGGAAGGGGUGGGAAACAAGCUUG
Molecule: messenger RNA, 991 nt
Organism: Pseudogymnoascus verrucosus
Lineage: Eukaryota; Fungi; Ascomycota; Leotiomycetes; Thelebolales; Thelebolaceae
Exons: 2
Coding region: 1-690 (229 amino acids)
Source: RefSeq, a predicted model, not a curated record